Fragaria vesca subsp. vesca is the source of this 1392-nucleotide messenger RNA. Its product is annotated as amino acid permease 8-like. Lineage: Eukaryota; Viridiplantae; Streptophyta; Magnoliopsida; Rosales; Rosaceae. The coding region runs from base 1 to 1392 and encodes 463 amino acids. The record is from RefSeq and is a predicted model, not a curated record. Gene Ontology annotation, cellular component: plasma membrane. The transcript has 7 exons.
AUGACGACGAGCAUUUUGAGUACCGGCCGGAUGUUAGAUGAUGAUGGCAGACCACAAAGAACUGGGACAGUGUGGAGUGCAUGUGCACACAUAAUCACAACAGCAAUUGGGGUCGGAGUUCUGAGUCUUGCUUGGGCAAUGGCACAACUUGGCUGGGUUGCUGGCAGUCUUCUUUUCUUGUUUAUCUCCGCAACUUCGCUCUUCACAGCUACUCUGUUAGAAGAUUGCUACAGGAGUCCAGACCCUGUAACUGGAAGGAGGAACUACACUUACAUGGAGGUUGUCAAAUCCUAUUUAGGUGGAACAAUGUACAAGUUCUGUGGAUUCAUCCUAUAUACGGAUCUCGUUGCUGUUUCAGUCGGCUAUUCAAUCACUGCGGCAAAAAGCAUGUUGGCUAUCCAGAAAUCCAUCUGCCGUCAGAGAAGUGGCGGUGCUUCCUCGUGCAGGUUUUCCAACAUACCGCACGGACUUGGAUUUGGGAUUGUGCAGGUUGUUCUAUCUCAAAUCCCAAACUUUCACAAGCUGGCUUGGCUCUCAAAGCUUGCAGCACUCAUGUCUUUUGGCUAUGCUUCUAUAGCAAUUGGCCUCUCUAUUGAAAAAAUAAUCUCAGGGCCGGAAGGGAAAACAUCUCUCUCUGGAUUGCACCAGGCUCCAUCGGAAAAGGUGUGGAGUAUAUUCACAGCAGCUGGAGACAUCGCGCUUUCUUACGUAUUUACAGUGACGGUCAUUGAGAUCCAAGACACUCUAAAGUCAUCACCACCAGAAAACAAAGUGAUGAAGAAGGCCACCAAAAUAGGGGUUAUGGUGAUGACUAUAUUGUUCAUCUUGUGUGGUACCUUGGGUUAUGCUGCAUUUGGAGACGAAAAAGUUCCAGAAAAUCUCAUGGCUGGUUUUCUAUCGCAGAAGGCCUUCUGGAUAGUGGACUUGGCCAAUGUCUUCGUUGUUGUGCACUUGGUGGGUGCAUUUCAGGUUUUUUCCCAACCAGUGUACCGCUUGAUUGAAGUGUGGGCUGCUAGGAGAUGGCCUAAGUCUGGCUUUGUAACCAAGGAAACGGCUGUCAGCUUUGGAAGGGUGAAGUUUGACGUAAACAUGCUUCGCUUGUCCUGCAGAACAGGCUUUGUGCUUUUGACUACUGUGAUUGCCACAGCACUGCCUUUUUUCUCUGAUAUGUUGGCACUACUUGGCGCUAUCGGCUUUUGGCCGCUUACCAUCUACUUCCCGUUGCAGCUGCACAUUGCACAGAAGAAGAUUCAACGAGCAUCCCUCCGUUGGUUUGGCCUGCAGCUGCUGAGUGUUGUGUGCUUCCUAAUUUCAGUUGCUGCAGCCUGUGGUGCAGUCCACGGUGUGCACAAGGGUCUGAAGGUCAACCGACCCUUUCAGUUCAAGGAGUGA